Messenger RNA from Cucurbita pepo subsp. pepo (vegetable marrow), 806 nucleotides. RefSeq names its product ATP-dependent Clp protease adapter protein CLPS1, chloroplastic. Lineage: Eukaryota; Viridiplantae; Streptophyta; Magnoliopsida; Cucurbitales; Cucurbitaceae. Gene Ontology annotation, biological process: proteolysis; protein catabolic process. The record is from RefSeq and is a predicted model, not a curated record.
UCUUCCUCCUCCCUCGGCUUUUCGCAGUUCCUCCUCUGAAAACGAAUCAGUCCACUUCCAUUUUUCCUAUUUUCUCCUUUGAAUUUUGUAAUCUUUUGAAGAAAUUAGAAGAAUUAUUCCUCAUCGGAACCGAUUUCCGCUUCAGAUUGACAGGAAAAGAAGCCAUGGAGAUUGCGAUUUGCGGCAAAUUAGCUCUCUCACCCAACCAUGUCUUCAACCCCAAACCAGGGGACAGAAGUUCUGUCUGUAAAGGGCUAUGCUCAACCCUUUGUGCAUCCGUUGUUAAAUCAGCAACAACAGCAGGAAGAGGAGGAGGAGGGUUGUUGGAGAGGCCUGUUAUUGAGAAAGCCACUCCUGGAAGAGAAUCUGAGUUUGAUUUGAGGAGAUCAAGGAAAACGACGCCACCAUACCGUGUGAUUCUGCAUAACGACGACUUCAACAGACGAGAAUACGUGGUUCAAGUCCUGAUGAAAGUGAUUCCUGGAAUGACACUGGACAAUGCUGUUAACAUCAUGCAAGAAGCACACUGCAAUGGCUUGUCACUGGUGAUCAUUUGUGCGCAGGCCGAUGCUGAAGAACACUGCACGCAGCUCAGAGGCAAUGGGCUGUUGAGUUCAAUUGAACCAGCGAGUGGCGGGUGCUGCUGAACUUCUUCAUCCACUGGGUUAUACGUUUAUGGUGUAUGUAAGUUAGUCUUCAUAACCAAAGGCAUGGAGAUAGGUAGGAAACUGGUAUAAUAUAAGUAUUGGACAACUCUUACUAUAUUUUCUUUGUUUUUGGAGUAAAAAAAAACUUUUUAUUUUUUA